AUGGCGAUGGUCCCGCCUUCAGGCCUUAGUUGGUCGUGCCGUAAACCGUUGGAUAUGUCCACAAAGAUUCCAAAUAGUUCUAUCUGCGAUGUGUGCGGAUCAACAGGAGCGAAAAUUCAUUAUCGUGCUAUGGCCUGUGGGAGCUGCAAAGUAUUUUUUGUCCGAGCAAUUGCUAGACCUGUUCCGUUUGUCUGUGAUAACAAUGGCCAAUGCACUGUGACUAAAGAAAGAAGGAAUUCCUGCAAAGCAUGUCGCUUUGUGUGUUGUCUCAAAGCAAACAUGACGGAAAAAGAUGUUGGGCGACUUAGGAAGAAUGCAUCGAAGGGUAAAAGUAAUUCCGUUGUGCCUUACCUAUCCGCCGACGAGAUCAAAGUGAAACUGAACGAACUCUAUGAAGAAACGAGUAUUGGUUCUCAUUUUGCUCAAAGCCUUGAGAAAACUGCGAAGGCUUCAGACUAUGCUAAAUUAUUAGUUCAUAUAGAAAGGCUAUGUGAUAAUCCUUAUGCCGCAAGAUCUGCCUUCGAAUACUCGCUGGAUCUUUCACUUGCUGAGGUAUUAAGGAAACCGCAGUUGUGUUGCUCUAGGACACCGAUGGGAUGGAAUCAAGACCAAUUUGUCGAGCCGGACAAUCUCCUAGAUAUUCUCAAACAAAUUUACUGCCGCACAGUGACCAUGUUUGCCGAUUUUGCUUCUGUAUGUCCAGAGCUAGCGUUAUUAGAAGAAAAAGAUAAGCUACUGUUCCUACUUGUCAAACGACAUCCAUUCUCAUGGAGUGAUAAGACAUUUAGCUACAUCUCUCUAGCUCGUGGUGUGCUGUUCUUAACUGGAAUCAUAGCCUGUCCUCUCCUUCUUACCUUGGUUCAUUGGUUGGGCAAGGGCAGUUUGAUGAUAUUGUUUGGUAUUAGUGCAUCGGCAGCAUCGUUCUUUGUUAUUGCCCAAGCUAACACUACUCUGGAAACCUUCUUGAUGGCAAAUGUACCGCCAAUGGAGCAGUACGUCAAUCAGAGUUCAGCAAUUGCUUUGCAAGGAACAGCAGCACAAGCUACACUGCUUCUUUCGGGAUACUGGACUUGGGCAAACUUUGAAAGAAGUCAUGCGGCUUGUGUUAUCUCUCACGUAGCUAUUCUUUCGGCAGGACUUAUCUCUGUCAAACUUCGAGCAUUACGUGUGCAUGAACUCUUGAAUACCGUGAAAGAUCUCGUCCUUAACAUACACAUGGUACUGUCAAAUACGGUGAAGCUCAAGGAGUUUGGGAACGACUUCGAAAUGAUUGUAGGCUUGAUGCGUGUUGCCAAGGGUUAUCAGACAGAUCGUGAUCUGGGGUUCGCGUCACACAAAUGGAGAAUUUGGAUGGCAUAA
Molecule: messenger RNA, 1359 nt
Organism: Cylicocyclus nassatus
Lineage: Eukaryota; Metazoa; Nematoda; Chromadorea; Rhabditida; Strongylidae
Source: the annotation of a GenBank genome assembly